AUGGACACCGCCGUGGAGGAGGUGCUUGAAGCCCUCAAGAAGGAGGCCUUCUUUUGGCGUGGCAAGCAGGCCACCAAAGCGGAGGUUCGCUCCGCCGCGGAGGCUGAGGCCUUCGACUGCACCGCGCGGCUGGCCGCGCAGGGCGAGGCCCGAGCUGCGGUGGAACGAGCCUUGUCCUCCUCGGGGCUUCGAAAGAAGAUCAAGGCCUUUGCCUUUCAUCGUUUCCGAGCGCAGAUUCAGCAAGGUCGCGGCUGCGGCGACGCCACAGCUGCCGGGGCGGCCCAGGGGUGGACCCGUGGGGACGGCACGGGCAAGUUCGAUGCGGCGACGCUCAAGGAUCCGGUCUUAGCACAGCUGCAGAUCAGCAAGAGCGCAGAGGUGGAGACCCGCGUGGCUGAGAAGCUGACGAGUGAUCCGCAGCUCACCUCCGGCAAGCUCCUCGUCAAUGGUAUCGCGGCCGUGCUGAUGUACAUGUGGUGCGACCUGUUGGGCCGCCCUAUCUACCCACUGGCUGCGUACAUCGCGCUCCUCAUCUCGCCCCUGCGCUUGGGCUGGAGCAACUCCGAGCGCUGUGAGGUGCGUUCUGUGAUCUCCAUCUACUUCUUUAUCUUCAGCGCAGCGGUCUUGCCGGUGUGGUGCCUCAAGCGAGGAGGUACUUGGGGGCGCAGCCUCUUCGCGAUCUAUGUGUCCUGGUACAUGUUCUGGGAUACUGCUCACCUCAGAGGGGGUCGCUUUAUGCCCACCUUUCGUCGGCGGAACUUCUGGAAGCACUUCGCGGCCUACUUCCCCAUGUCCUUGACAAGAACUGCCAAGCUUGAUCCCAAGCGGAACUACAUCUUCGGCUACCACCCACAUGGCGUCAUCAGCAUGGGCGCUUGCUGCAACUUCGCCACGGAGGCGACCGGCUUCAGCGAGCUUUUCCCUGGCAUCGACCUGCGGUUGCUCACACUGCAGCAGAACUUCAGGAUCCCCGUCUUCCGGGAAUACUUGCUGGGCUUGGGGGUGAACAGUGUGAGCAAGGACUCGAUCGACCAGAACUUGAAGCGUUGCCCUGGCUCCUCCGUGAUGAUCGUGAUCGGCGGUGCUCGCGAGUCCCUCGAGACUGCCCCAGGGUCCUACAAGUUGAUCUUAGAGAACCGGAAGGGAUUUGUGAAGAUGGCCCUCCGCUCGGGUGCAUCGCUUGUCCCAGUCUUCUCCUUCGGUGAGACGGACCUCUUUGGUGUCUUCGCCAGCAGUCGCUUCCGACGCUUGCAGCUCUGGCUGCAGAAGCAGAUGGGCUUUGGCAUUCCCUUCUUCUUCGGUCGGGCUUUGACAGGUGGCGUGCUGCACCGAGUGUUUGGACUCUCCAGGGGAGUGAUGCCACUACGGAUGCCCGUCCAGUCCAUUGUGGGGAGACCCAUCUAUGUGGAGAAGCCCAUUGCGAACCCCACUCAGGAGCAGGUCGAUGAACUCCAUCAGCGCUACGUCAAUGAGCUCCGCAAGAUCUACGAGGAGUGGAAGGAGCCUUUCAUGGAAGCUCGUGCCAAGAUCAUGGAAUCCCAAGGAGAGGCCGCCAAGGCCGUGCUGAGACGGGGCAGUUUCCACCUCGAGAAGGUCGAAAGCAUGGCCAUGGUCGGCUGA
This is a messenger RNA of Durusdinium trenchii, 1620 nucleotides long. The record is from the annotation of a GenBank genome assembly. Lineage: Eukaryota; Dinophyceae; Suessiales; Symbiodiniaceae.